Suillus fuscotomentosus is the source of this 1872-nucleotide messenger RNA. RefSeq lists its product as uncharacterized. The record is from RefSeq and is a predicted model, not a curated record. The coding region runs from base 234 to 1823 and encodes 529 amino acids. NCBI's taxonomy places the organism in Eukaryota, Fungi, Basidiomycota, Agaricomycetes, Boletales, Suillaceae. The transcript has 11 exons.
GUUUCAACAAACUUCUGGUGCAUCGUACAGUGUCACACUGCGCCUUGUGUUGAUUGAACUAUUAUUGUGCUUGUACUCCUUCAAGAAUCAUAGAAUUUUCUGUCAAACUCUAUGAUGCACCUGAUAUCGAUGGAUUGGGCGCCAAUGCAUGAUGCCUGAAAUUCAUGCUAUAAAGUGGUUUCCAGACAAUCCCCCAGGAAUCUACCUUCAGCUUAACAAACCAAUACUUCACGAUGCGCAGCUCCACUCCGACUCAAUUCCAGUCGACGAGGACGUCGAUGUCGAGUAGCACACACUCUAAUCCCGCCGCUUUUGGCACUUUGAUGCCAGAAACUCGUCCGGCACCGUAUCAGCAACGUCCAUCAUACCUAGCCCCACGGCCACUGGCAUCACAGUAUGAGACCUCUCAGUACACCAUGACGAAGCCAGCAUACGAAUAUGGACGCCCUCCCGCCACAAGUUCAUAUCCGCCCCCAAUGCCAGCAUUCAACAAUGAUUCAACAAUCACCACCACUACCACCACAAUUACCACCAGGCACAAGAACAGCUGGCUUGAUGAAGCUAGGGAAAGCACCGCUAACUUUAAGAAGAACGGCUCACCUGUACCACUCAUAUGGAUCUUGAUCGAAGAUAAAUCCAUCCCUCCGAACGCUGUCCCAUUUGGCGAAGACCGCAAUGGACAGACGUUCUUCAUUGCACGUGCUCAUUUGGAGGGAGGUCUCCACAUUGGAAAGGUUGGCUAUCACACCUCAGGUGCUCUGAUCAGCUACGUCGGCAAGGAGCACUUGAUUGAAAAAUACGAGGUUCUAGUAUGCGCAUCUCAGCUUCGCUGGGGCCUAGCAUCUCAGGAUGCGACGGGAAGCUUAGCUCAGGGCACCGUCGUCCUCGCUCGUCAGCAACAGGGGAGACAAGAGCUCAAGCGCACUGCAAGCAAUUUGUGGUCGCGCGAGACUCGGGAGACUCGGGAGUCCACCGUGACAUCGGUUGUUCAGACUGCCCUCCAGGUAGAUGACAUUCCUCGUUUUGCUCCCUCUCUUCUGAUACAAGAGGAAGAAUUGCGACGCGUGGCUGAGUACAAGACGGUCAUCCUGAUCGAUGAUUCCAUCUCCAUGGCCGAAGCUGAUCUCUGGAGCCAAAUGCGAGAGGCUCUAGCUGGCAUCGUCGACCUUGCCAUACAGUAUGGAUCCAAAGGGAUUGAUUUACACUUCAUGCACCAAACUCAGUUUGCCGAAAAUAUGAGGUCUCGAUCUGAAGUCCAGAAACUUUUCGACCAGCUCAGUCCCACUGGUGAGGACACACCAACGGGAGUGAGACUCGAGCAGAUCAUCGAGAUGUAUCUGCCACUCAUCGAGCACCCGAGCUCGACUCAUGAACCUAUUUCUAUCAUUGUCAUUACCGAUGGAGCUGCUACCGACGGUGAUGACUUAUUGCGAUGCAUCAUCGAGGCUGCCAGUCGCCUUGACAGGCAGCAGGUUCCUCUCGAUAAGUUCGGUAUCCAAUUCGUCCAGAUCGGCACAGAUGAAGAUGCUGCAAGGGCGCUCCAUAUGUUAGACGACGAGCUUUCUGAACGUUACAAAAUUCGGGACAUCGUCGACACCACUCCCUUCGACCAUGCUCAUGGCGCGUUCAACACGGACUACAUGGUCAAGAUCUUCAUUGGAAGUCUGCACCAAGGUACUAACAAUGGGACCCCUGAAUUGCCCUUGCCGGAGAGGAAGCCCCAAAUUAUGCCGAUGCCUGGCUAUGACAGGCAUCCAUCUCCCGCCCCCAGAUCUGCCUCUCCCCAUUUACCUGCUAGCGGCCUACGCGCCCGAGGGUUUUGAGGGGAUCGGAUAAACAUGCUACGCUUUACGAUAGAUUCAAAGUCACAAU